Leishmania major strain Friedlin is the source of this 1566-nucleotide messenger RNA. RefSeq names its product putative serine/threonine-protein kinase. Bases 1 to 1566 code for a protein of 521 amino acids. Gene Ontology annotation, biological process: peptidyl-serine phosphorylation; peptidyl-threonine phosphorylation; positive regulation of DNA-templated transcription. Gene Ontology annotation, cellular component: nucleus. Lineage: Eukaryota; Euglenozoa; Kinetoplastea; Trypanosomatida; Trypanosomatidae. The transcript has a single exon. Gene Ontology annotation, molecular function: transcription coactivator activity; protein serine/threonine kinase activity; ATP binding. The record is from RefSeq and is a predicted model, not a curated record.
AUGCACGCCAGAACGGGUUUUAGUAACGGCAGGCUGCCAUUUCAUUCCGAGUCAGUCGCGUCCACGGCAGCCGGCACCACGCGGUCACCGUCGCACCCACAGCUGCCCCUAUCCCACCCCACCGCGUCUAGCGCUGCUGCGGCGGCAGCGACUACAUCUUCCUUGAGUGUUGCCGCGAAGGAGGGUGGUACCAACGGCGCGGGCGCGAGUACCUCGGACGGGGCCGAUCCCUACGCACGCCCAGCCAUCUCCCUCAGCGUGCAUCUUCUGGACCUGUACAAGAUGGUGAACGCGCGGUACUGCGCCCAGCGGCGCCUCGAGUCGCCGGGACCGAAGUACAACAGCGGCUACGAUGACAAGGAUGGUCACUAUUUGUUCCUACCAGGGGAGGUGAUCUUCCAGCGGUACAUUGCGCAGGAGGUACUGGGCAAGGGCAGUUUCGGCACCGUUAUCCGCGGCUUUGACCAGAAGCGGUCCGAGGCUGUGGCGAUGAAGAUCACGCGUCGCGGCUCGAGCUUUCGGAGCCAGGCGAAGCUGGAGCUUGACAUCCUGUUGCGCCUCAACGAGAACCCAGCGCUGAACCAUCUCGUGGUGCGGCUGCUGAAGGUGUUUGAAUGGCAGGGCCACCUUGUACUGGUGUUUGAACUGCUGAGCUUCAACCUCUACCAGCUCAUCAAGUGUACCCGGUUCAAUGGCGUGAGUCUGGACCUAGUGCGCAAGUUCGCCUACCAGCUGACGCACACGCUGCUGCAGCUUGAGUUGCAGAAGCCGCACCCGAUAAUCCACUGCGACCUGAAGCCAGAGAACAUACUGCUGCGCAAUCAAAACAGAAGCGGCAUCCGCCUGAUCGACUUUGGCUCCGCCUGCUACACUGCCAAACGUUUCCACCGCUACAUCCAAAGCCGGUUCUACCGAAGCCCAGAGGUGAUACUGUUUCUCGAUUACGGCACGCCGAUCGAUCGCUGGUCGCUGGCGUGCGUGCUAGUGGAGAUGCACACCGGCGUCCCUCUGUUUGACGGCCGCACGGAGGCGGCGCAGCUGGCAAAGAUCGAGGCCACUCUCGGCCCGAUACCGGCGGGAAUGGUGGCAGGGUCGCCCAAGGCAAAUCGGUUCUACUACGGCAACGCCACGUCUGGAUUUCAGCUGAAGGAGCCCAUUCCGGAGCGGCGCACGCUCGAGAGCGUCAUCGGCGUCACCACCGGCGGGCCGCGCGGCCGGCGUCUCCACACUCCCGGCCACGACGAAACGGCGUACCGCGAGUUCCACGACUUCGUCUCACGCUUUUUGCGAUAUGAACCGGAGGAGCGGAUGAACUGCCGCGAUGCACUGCAGCAUCCUUUCCUGAGGCCCCUGUACACUUCAGACCUUCAGCAACAGAAGGAUCGUGAAAUUGCUCAGCCGAUAUCCGCCCCGCAGCCCCCACAGAAACAGCAACACACUCAAUGCUCUCAGAACAGCAAGCCGCAGCCGCAGCCGCAGCCGCCGCAGAGCAUUACUGCCACAACGACAACGACGCUCACCUCCACAGAGCACAGCCGCGCAUCUGCUCUUCCUCCAGUCGAAUAG